UCGAUCCGUGAAAGUAGAAAAUCAUCGCUCGGACUGCCACCACGUAUAGGAACCAACGUUAAAUGCAAUGAGUUUAUUCGGGAGUCUAGCUCCAGGACCCGUGAGCUCUUUUAGGGGGUGUGACGGCGCUGAUGGCACUGCUGGCCUCCGAACGCUAGGAGACGCUGUAAUCUACGUGGGGGCUUCUUGGGAACUGGGAGCUCACUGCGCAAGCGCACUGAAGGCUUUUUUUUUUUUUUUCCUUCUUUUCCUCCGUUGGCACGUGUGAGGCUUUCCAGCAAAGUUUUGGAGGAAAAUGCCCAAAUUCAAGGCGGCUCGCGGAGCUGCGGGUCAGGAAAAACAUGCGCCCCUGGCUGAACAGAUCCUGGCUGGGGACGCGGUGCGGGCAGAAGCCCGGGAAAAGCGGCGGGGUCGUGGGACCAGAGAAGAGGAAGAGUAUGUGGGGCCCCGGCUGACUCGACGGAUUUUGCAGCAAGCACGGCAGCAGCAGGAGGACCUCGAGGCGGAGCAUGGGACUGGGGACAAGCCCGCAGCGCCACGCGAGCGCACCACGCGGCUGGGUCCAGGAGUCCCGCAGGAUGGAUCAGAUGAUGAGGACGAGGAGUGGCCCACCCUGGAGAAGGCUGCCACAAUGACGGGGGCGGGCCAUCAUGCGGAGGUGGUCGUGGACCCUGAGGAUGAGCGUGCCAUUGAGAUGUUCAUGAACAAGAACCCUCCUGCCAGGCGUACCCUGGCUGACAUCAUCAUGGAGAAGCUGACUGAGAAGCAGACGGAAGUUGAGACGGUUAUGUCAGAGGUGUCAGGCUUUCCCAUGCCGCAGCUGGACCCCCGGGUUCUGGAGGUCUACAGGGGGGUCCGGGAGGUGUUGUCCAAGUACCGCAGUGGGAAGCUGCCCAAGGCCUUCAAGAUCAUCCCUGCGCUCUCCAACUGGGAGCAGAUCCUCUACGUCACAGAGCCCGAGGCCUGGACUGCAGCCGCCAUGUACCAAGCCACAAGGAUUUUCGCCUCUAACCUCAAGGAACGCAUGGCUCAGCGCUUCUACAACCUUGUCCUGCUCCCCCGGGUACGAGACGACAUCGCUGAGUACAAACGACUCAACUUCCACCUCUACAUGGCACUUAAGAAGGCCCUGUUCAAGCCUGGAGCCUGGUUUAAAGGGAUCCUGAUCCCACUGUGCGAGUCUGGCACCUGUACCCUGCGGGAAGCCAUCAUCGUGGGUAGCAUCAUCACCAAAUGCUCCAUCCCUGUGUUGCACUCCAGCGCAGCCAUGCUGAAAAUUGCCGAGAUGGAAUACAGUGGUGCUAACAGCAUCUUCCUGCGACUGUUGCUGGAUAAGAAGUACGCGCUGCCGUACCGCGUGCUGGACGCCCUGGUCUUCCACUUCCUGGGCUUCCGGACAGAGAGGCGCAAACUGCCUGUGCUCUGGCACCAGUGCCUCCUGACUUUGGUCCAGCGCUACAAGGCAGACCUGGCCAUGGAUCAGAAAGAGGCCCUCUUGGAACUGCUCCGGCUGCAGCCCCAUCCACAGCUGUCCCCCGAGAUCAGGCGUGAGCUUCAGAGCGCAGUCCCCCGAGAUGUGGAAGAUGUGCCUGUCACCACGGAGUGAGGAAAGUGAUUUGCCCUGGUCUGAGGGGCAUGAGGGGACACCAGGAUUCCCUGUUGGUGACACGGAGCUUUUACAGCUGAAGUCGGGACAGUGAGAGAGGUCACAGGCAUCUGUGACUCCCGAUACCUGACAGGGAGGACUGGAGGGUCUGGCUGGCUCCCUCUUCCCUUCCAGGUCUUCGUCCCUACUCGGUUCUGAGACCUGACUUGAGGUGCCCCACACCAGCGUUCCCACUCCCUGGCUGGGGCUUGGAAUAGGUUCUUUAUCUCAGGCUUUUGUGUCACGUCACUGGGAUGUGGGGAAAAAACCAAAGGCAGGUAUUUAUUGAA
Odobenus rosmarus divergens (Pacific walrus) is the source of this 1935-nucleotide messenger RNA. RefSeq names its product bystin-like (gene BYSL). Gene Ontology annotation, molecular function: snoRNA binding. Gene Ontology annotation, cellular component: cytoplasm; nucleolus; preribosome, small subunit precursor. NCBI's taxonomy places the organism in Eukaryota, Metazoa, Chordata, Mammalia, Carnivora, Odobenidae. Gene Ontology annotation, biological process: rRNA processing. Bases 296 to 1606 code for a protein of 436 amino acids. The record is from RefSeq and is a predicted model, not a curated record. The transcript is spliced from 7 exons.